Molecule: messenger RNA, 1350 nt
Organism: Cadophora gregata
Lineage: Eukaryota; Fungi; Ascomycota; Leotiomycetes; Helotiales; Ploettnerulaceae
Exons: 1
Coding region: 1-1350 (449 amino acids)
Source: RefSeq, a predicted model, not a curated record
AUGGAUCCAACGACGCUCCAAGUUAGCAACAGUAUCGCAGACCUGAAUUCAAUUUCAUCAAUUGAUAUGGAAAUCGCCGCAGCUGACAUCAAAAUAUGGGUAGAUCUUUUUCAUUACAACGACCACGAUGCUCGAAUCGCAAUUCUCGCUCACAGAAUGGAUAGUUCAGCACAUGUUUCGGACGAGAAAUGGAGAUGGGUUCAGUGGGGUCAUGAAAAAGCUGGAUUCAACAAGGAAGCCUACGAACAUCUUCUCGUCUUGAAGAGAUUGAGCGAGAAAGAGAAGGUGUGCAAAGCCAAGGGAGUACCAUUAUUUGAGUGGGUUGGAGACUAUUCGAGGAUUUGCUUGGAAGGAUUUCUCACUCUCGAUAUUCUCCGACGCAUCCUAUCAAUAAGCGAUGAAGAGAUUGGGACAAUUGACUCGGCAGAGAAGUGGUGUUACAUCAAGCAUAACACAUAUCAUGAAGAACACUUAUCGGCGUGGGUGAGGAGGUGGGAUAGAGCGGUGACUGCUGCGAGACGUGCGUACAAUGCGGUUUGGAAGGUGGCAAUUGAGGAGCAAACAGAAGCAACCACGCUUGCCAGGGCAGGUUUCCAUGCAGUUCAGUCAAGCAUCCAACCUGACGACAGAAACGUGGAUAUUCGGGCAGAAUUCGCGCUACUAGACGGAGAGCACAGUACAAGUCAGUUGGAGCAGAAUAGUGUGCACGGCAUGCAAAUACGGAAUCUAUCUACCCCAUCUCGAUGGCGUCAACUCCAAGCUCAACUCAUUAGAUUGAGGCCGAGUCUGCCAUUUCGAGCGCUUCCACCACAGCGUAGGCUCCCAGGCUCACUCGAACCGGUACUUGACCCAUGGAGCCAGGUGGGCGUGCGAUCCUUCUGGCAACGUUACAGACGCGAUCCCGCUAUAAGACUUCCUGAAUUCGGCAAUGCGCCAAGAGUAUUUCCCCUUCCUGGCGAGGUUGCCACUGCACGACGAGAAGUUUCUCGUGUGAGCCGUUCUGAUACGAUAUUGGACACAACAGCAACGACCCAAGGCACUCCUCCACCAUAUCGCGAAAGCCACGGAUUCUUAACUGGAACCUCCAUGCGUUUCGCAGAGCCAUAUUAUUGGUUAGCUGCUACUUCAAGGCCUUUAGCUCGCCAGCGUGCACAGAUGGAGAGACCAAGAAGUCGAACACAUCGUAUGGAGCAGCUGUUUGGAGACAUGUACCCUCAAACCGUCUCCGACAUGAUCACUAGGGAAGUUGUCGUUGCAAACUCUCUCAAGAUGGAAGAUGCCUUUGCGGACGUCGAACCUGCUCCAGAAGCUAGCACAAGACGUGAGUGGCCUGAGGUGUGGAGCAAGUAG